Molecule: messenger RNA, 660 nt
Organism: Lepidothrix coronata (blue-crowned manakin)
Lineage: Eukaryota; Metazoa; Chordata; Aves; Passeriformes; Pipridae
Gene: RHEBL1
Product: Ras homolog enriched in brain like 1
Exons: 5
Coding region: 95-343 (82 amino acids)
Biological process (GO): small GTPase-mediated signal transduction
Cellular component (GO): plasma membrane
Molecular function (GO): GTPase activity; GTP binding; GDP binding
Source: RefSeq, a predicted model, not a curated record
UCCUGCCCCACUCCUUCAUCAGCGGCAUCCACGGCCACAUCCUGGUGUACUCGGUGACCUCCCUGCGGAGGUGGUGAAGACCCUCCACGACAAGAUGUACGAGAGCCGGGGGAAGACUCGCAUGCCCGUGGUGCUGGUGGGGAACAAGGCAGACCUGGCUCUGCAGAGCCGGGAAGUGAGGACAGAGGAAGGGAAGAAGUUGGCGGAGUCGUGGGGGGCCUUUUUCCUCGAGUCCUCGGCCAAGGAGAGCCAGGUGACCCAGGGGAUCUUCAUGAAGAUCAUCGAGGAGAUCGACCGGGUGGACAAUUCCUACGGCAGAUCCACCGGCUGCUGCCUGAUGUGACACCCCCAGGAUGGGGCAGGACCCCCUGGAUGGGGCAGGACCCCCCCAGGACCUUCACCCAGACCUUGGCGGUGGCUUCGGGGGGGCCCACACGGUCCCACUGAGAUUUGGGACCCCUCACUUUGCACGGGCUGUGGAGCUCACGGGGGGCUGGGAGCGGGGUGGGGGUCCUGUCCCAGCCAGGAGCCCCCCGGCCCGUCGCUGCUGUCCCCCCCCCCACACAAGGACACGUCGGGGCUGCUCCUGCCCUGGGAGCCAGGGCUGAAUGCGGGUGUUGUUCCCGGCUGUGCCGGACCCGUGGGAGUCAGGGCUGGAAC